AGUUGCGACGAAGAGAGCCAAGUAUUUAUUUAUUUAUUUAUGCAUUUCAUCUUCGAAGCGCCUGCUUUAAAAAAAAAAAAACGACAUAACAAAGUUGCGCGUGUUUUUGGACGGAUUUGAAGAAAACGGCUGACCAGUAGGCGUCAAGACUAAUAAGUUAAUUCAGUUCACCCGGUGCUCCCGCGCGAGCUGCGGGAACACCAGGUGGACUUUGCCGGCCAGGUGCACGGCGAUCCCCAAAAGAGGUAAACAUUCGUUGUCGUUCGAACCUUCAUCCUGAGCGUCGACAUGUACAGUAUGAUGGAACACGAGUUGAAGCCCGGCGGGCAGCCGGUGCACCACGCGGCGCAAGGCAUGUCACCGGUCCCUCCGGGCAGCAUGACCCCGGGCAACGGCGUGCCUCACCCGGGCUCCAAAAGCGCCCUCCAGGCUCCCGGCGGAGGUGACCCUAUGGAUAAGGUCAAGCGGCCCAUGAACGCAUUCAUGGUGUGGUCUCGCGGUCAGAGGCGCAAAAUGGCCCAAGAGAACCCCAAAAUGCACAACUCCGAGAUCAGCAAGCGGCUGGGAGCAGAGUGGAAGCUGCUGAGCGACGCCGAGAAGCGGCCGUUCAUCGACGAGGCCAAGCGGCUGCGGGCCGUGCACAUGAAGGAGUACCCGGACUACAAGUACAAGCCCCGGCGCAAGAGUAAGCCGGCGCUCAAGAAGGACGCGGUACAAGUGCCCAAGUACCCGCUGGCUGCGGGCAACCUGCUGGUGACUGCGCAAGGCCAGGGCGCCAGCCCAAGGAUGGAGAGCUACGGAUGGGGCCCCGCGGGUGGCUACGCCGGGAUGCAGGGCGAAGCGCUCGGCUACACGCAGCAGCUGCACCGCUACGACCUGUCGGCCCUCCAGUACCCCCCCGCCAUGACCGCCGCUCAGACUUACAUGAACGGAAACAACUCGUACAGCCCGAUGUCGUACAGCAGCAGCCCCCAGCAGCCCAGCCCGGUCCCCAUGUCCAUGGUGAAAGCGGAAGCCGUGUCUCACUCCCCCCCGACGCCCACCCACCACCGGGGGCCCCUGCAGGGCGACCUGCGGGACAUGAUCAGCAUGUACAUCCCAGGGGGCGGCGACGGCGGCGACCCGGCGGGGGGGGGCGCUCCCAGGGGCUACGGCGGCGUCCAGCAGCACUACCUCACCGGCACUGUACCCCUAACACACAUCUAGUAGAACUGCACGGGACAGUCUGCACUCUCGGCCAAUGCCGCUCCUUUGGGGUGUCUUCAUUCGGCAUUGUACGAUGUUUUUAAUACACUUUUAGAUUGAUUCUUUGUGCUUCUAUAUAUAUUUUUUUGCUUUUGAAGACAAAAUAGAUGAAUUUGGAAAUACUCCUUUUGAGUAGCUUUACUGCAAGGGUGGCGAAGCACUUGUCUCGCCCUUCCUCUCCACGCCUAUCAAUUAGUUUGAAUGUGUAAAGAUGAUGUAUCCUGCUAACGUUGCUGUUUAACUUCACCCAUGGCCCACAGUCAUUUUCCAAACCAAAUGGAUCUAACCUUGCUGGAAUUAGAAUAAUCCCACGGCAUAGCAUCAAAAGAAUACACUCUGCAAAUAAUCAUCAAUUAACUCAUUGCACAAAAGAUCCCACCCCCCCACACACGCAAUUUCCAUGUAAAAUUGGAUAAUUUGGUUGGGAAUUGCUGCUGUCAACCAUCAAGUGUACGUGUUUUUUUUUUUCUUCUCCCCCAAAUGAGUCCCCCCCCAAACUGUUGGCUUCCAUAUACAGUACGCAAGCGUGUGUGUAUAUACUGUACAGUAGCUGCUGCUAUGGACCUACAUUUGGUUUGUCUACAUCAUUACUAACGAUAUUUUGUACAUUUUUUAAAUGUCAUGUUUACUUUUUUAAUUGAUUUUUAUCCUUUCUGUAGAAACAAUUGUGAGGCUUAGUUACUGUAUUUAGCGUUUUUGUAAAUAAUGUACACAUUAUAGGCUCUUAUACUAAGAGUCUUGUUGCCUUUUUGAUUAAAAAAAUCGUUAUUACUUCU
Molecule: messenger RNA, 2021 nt
Organism: Syngnathus typhle (broad-nosed pipefish)
Lineage: Eukaryota; Metazoa; Chordata; Actinopteri; Syngnathiformes; Syngnathidae
Gene: sox19b
Product: SRY-box transcription factor 19b
Exons: 2
Coding region: 289-1206 (305 amino acids)
Biological process (GO): cell differentiation; regulation of DNA-templated transcription; anatomical structure morphogenesis
Molecular function (GO): RNA polymerase II cis-regulatory region sequence-specific DNA binding; DNA-binding transcription factor activity, RNA polymerase II-specific
Source: RefSeq, a predicted model, not a curated record